ACUCUGCAACAUCCGAGUCUCGGUCGUGGGUUGGUAUUCCGAAGAACGUGUGCUUGGAGGAAGUAAUGUGAGGGUGGAAUCGCCCAAUGAAAAUUCCAGCCACCCGCGGGGAAGAGGCGGCCUAGCGCGAAGUCCUUUCCGUCGCCUGGCAUGGCUCCUGCGCGCUACUGUGUUCCUGGAGAGCGGCUCUGCAGUUUGGAAGAAGGAACCCCUGGGAAUGGCACCUAUACACGUCAUGGUUCUAUCUUUGCCUCUCUGGCUGGUUGUUUCGUGAAGAAAAGUGAGAAUGGCAUGCUCCCGGUAAUUUCUGUGAUGAGAGAUGUGGAAUCUCAGCUACUGCCCGAUGUCGGAGCCAUAGUGACCUGCAAGGUUUGCAGUAUUAAUUCUCGUUUUGCUAAGGUGCAUAUUUUAUAUGUUGGUUCUACACCAUUAAAAUCCCCAUUCCGUGGAACAAUACGAGAAGAUAUCCGAGCUACAGAGAAAGACAAGAUAGAAGUUUACAAGAGUUUCCGGCCAGGAGAUAUUGUUCUGGCCAAAGUUAUCUCUUUAGGGGAUGCACAAUCAAAUUAUUUGCUGACCACAGCAGAAAAUGAGCUAGGAGUAGUAGUGGCUCACAGUGAAGCAGGUGUACAGAUGGUGCCAAUAAGCUGGUGUGAAAUGCAGUGUCCCAGUACACAUGGCAAGGAGCUGCGCAAAGUAGCCCGUGUUCAGCCUCAAUUUCUGCAGACAUAGUGAAAGAUGCAUACACCAAAGCAUACUACUGGUAGCAGGAAAGAUUAAUCCUAGGAAAAGAACCAGAGGAAGUUGAAAGAAAAAAGAAAGCAACUUCAGGAAUGUUGCAUAGCUUUUUAGUGAAGGAGAUUAUGAUUAGAACUUUUUACUUUCAAUUUGGCAACCUAAUUUUGUUUUGUAAUUCAGAAAACUUUCUACUCUGAUUUCUGCCUUCAAUUGAAGCAGCUAAACUCUGAUUUAGAAAAGCAAAAAGACAAGAAAACAAUCCAUAAAGGCUGCCUGCCUGCAUUUUCCCUUGUAAAUUACAAGUCAUUGGCCUGCCCAGGAAGUAAGCCUAAAUCAAUAUCCAUUUCUCUUGAAAUAUACUGUACUUUAAUUGUAAGCCCUUUUGAAUCUCAAGUUAUCACAGUAUCACAAAAAAAAUGGAAUAAAAACUAGGAACUUGACUGAAAAAGAUGUUAAAGCUAUAUUUUGAUUAAAUUACUGAGGCAGUCUAUACAGUGGCACUCAGUCAACCUCUGGCAUAUGAAAUUAUGCAAUGCUGCAUCUUUUGACAGUAUAUAUCAGGGGUGGCGAACCUAUGGCACGCGUGCCAGAGGCGGCACUCAGAGCCCUCUAUGGGCACGCGUGUGUUUGCCCCAGCUCUGCCUCCCCCCAUGGCCCCCUCCUCACCAGCAGCCCCCCCGGAGUUGCCCCCGGGUGCGGCCUGCGCAGAGCAGCGCAGCCAAGGACCCGGCAGCCGGGUAGCGGGAACAAGACUCUGCCCUUGCGCUCCGUCAUAAGCAGAUGAUGCAGGGUGCAGGUGGAGGGUGUGGCUACCAUGGAGCUGCUGGGCUGCCUGGGCGAUCUGCUGUGGCGGGCCGUGGAGGUGGGUGGCCCUGCAGGCAGGCGGGGGGCAGGAUGGCGGGCAGGGUGGUUUUGGGGCACUCGGUCUCUAAAAGGUUCGCCAUCACUGGUAUAUAUGAUAGUGAGAUAUGCAGAGUCCCAAAUAAUGCAUUUUUCAGCAUCCUUCUGGUGCUCAAACUUUGGAAUUGUUUCCAGAGGUGAAUGCAAUACAGAUAAUUCUUGACCAUAUUUUUAAUAAAAUCCCACAUCAAAAUGUUUUCCUCCACCUAUCCAUGUCCUUGUAUUUUCUGUACAUAUUGUAUCUUGUAUUUGACAUCAUGUGGGAUGCACAAUAUUUUUCAAAGUGUUGCAUACUGCUUUGGAGUGGCAUUUGAGGAGCCACACAAAUGAGAUUUUUUCCCCCAAUCAAGUUGCAAAAUCCAGAGUUCUUUCUCUGCUUAUCUGACAAAUAUUUUCUUAUCAACCUUAAUAAGACCUAUUCUUGCCUUUCAUGUUGAGCUUUUUUUUUUGCUUCCUCUAUCCAGUUGUCCCCUUUUCUGUUCCCAAUAGAGCUACCCAUGUAUAAAUUACUUUAUAGUAAAUGGCUUUUAAUUAGUAAUUAUUCAAUUA
Molecule: messenger RNA, 2187 nt
Organism: Crotalus tigris (Tiger rattlesnake)
Lineage: Eukaryota; Metazoa; Chordata; Lepidosauria; Squamata; Viperidae
Gene: EXOSC1
Product: exosome component 1
Exons: 8
Coding region: 151-732 (193 amino acids)
Biological process (GO): RNA processing
Cellular component (GO): nuclear exosome (RNase complex); cytoplasm
Molecular function (GO): RNA binding
Source: RefSeq, a predicted model, not a curated record